Messenger RNA from Penicillium arizonense, 1050 nucleotides. RefSeq names its product alkene reductase. The record is from RefSeq and is a predicted model, not a curated record. The coding region runs from base 1 to 1050 and encodes 349 amino acids. The transcript has a single exon. Lineage: Eukaryota; Fungi; Ascomycota; Eurotiomycetes; Eurotiales; Aspergillaceae. Gene Ontology annotation, molecular function: NADPH dehydrogenase activity; FMN binding.
AUGGCGCCCCUGACUCGCCUACGCGCCGAUGAGGAUCAUACCCCACUCCCGUUCUCAAAAACAUACUACGAGCAACGCGCCUCAGUACCAGGAACAAUGAUCAUAGCUGAAGCGACCCUAAUCUCCCCGUCCAGCGGCGGAAUCCCCAACGGGCCAGGAAUCUACACGGAAUCCCACAUCCAAGCCUGGAAAGAGAUUACAGACGCUGUGCACGCCAAGGGCAGUUAUAUCUUCUGCCAAUUGAUCGCGCUUGGCCGGGCCGCGGAUCCAAGUACAUUGCAGAAGGAGGGCGGGUAUGAGGUGCUCGCUCCGAGCCCUAUCGCCAUGGAAGCUGGGAUGCCUGUGCCGAAUGAGUUGAGCGAGGAACAGAUCCGGAGUAUUAUUGGGGAUUUCGGUGUCGCCGCGAAGAAUGCCAUUCGGGCUGGGUUUGAUGGGGUUGAGGUUCAUGGUGCUAAUGGGUAUCUUGUUGAUCAGUUCUUGCAAGAUGUGUCGAAUCAACGGACGGAUGGAUGGGGUGGGAAUGUUCCGAAUCGCGCGAGAUUCGGUUUGGAGGUUGCUAAGGAGUUGGUUGAAGUUGUUGGGGCUGACCGUGUUGGAUUCCGUCUUAGUCCGUGGAAUACAUGGCAGGGGAUGAAGAUGGUUGAUCCUGUUGCUCAGUUUGAAUAUCUUGUUGAGCGGUUGAAGGAGCUUAAGCUCGCAUAUCUUCAUCUGAUUGAGUCUCGUGUGAUCAACAAUGUGGACUGUGAGAAGACUGAGGGGAUUGAUUUCCUUUUGGAUAUUUGGGGGAAGACAUCUCCUGUUCUUGUUGCCGGUGGGUAUAAGCCGGAGAAUGUCGAUGUUGCUUUUGAUGAGUACAAGGGCAAUGAUGUUGCUGUUGUGUUUGGCCGGCAUUUCCUUUCGAACCCUGAUUUACCCUUCCGUCUGAAACAUCAGCUUCCACUCAAUCGGUAUGACCGGGAUAGUUUCUAUGCGGCUAUGCAAGAAGCCGGGUAUGCGGAUUAUCCAUUCAGUCCGGAGUUUUUGGAGAGGGGGACGUUGAGUGUGUGCUGA